AUGUUGCAGGUGGAUAUAGAGGGAGAUAAAAAAGAUGGGUCUAAUGGCCGAUUUGAUAUGAUUUGCAAUGCACGUCUACCAAGAGGACUUGAUCCCCAUUCAGUUCCAUCUGUCGAGCUUGCUGCUUCUUUGGGGUAUAUGGUGCAGCUUCUGAAUCUUGUUGUUCACAAUGUCGGCGCUCCUGCACUCCAUAACUCUGGUUUUGCGGGUUCAUGCUCGCGAAUAUGGCAACGAGAUUCUUAUUGGGAUGCCCGCCCCUCUUCCAGAAGCAAUGAAUAUCCACUUUUCAUACCACGGCAGAAUUAUUGCUCUACCAGCACCGAAACUUCAUGGUCUGAAAGAAGCUCAAGUAAUUUUGGUGUAGCUUCAAUGGAAUCAGAAAGGAAGCCCCGUUUGGAUUCUUCUCGUAGUAGUAGCUUCAGUUUUUCUUCUGCUUCACCUCAUUCUGUUGAAACGCACAUGGACCUGCAGAAAGGGAUUUCACUUCUCAAGAAAAGUGUGGCAUGCAUAACAUCAUUCUGUUACAACUCCUUAUAUCUAGAUGUUCCCCCCGAGGCGUCUACCUUUGAAGCCUUUGCAAAGUUGUUAGCAACUCUAUCGUCUUCCAGGGAGGUUCGAUCGAUUUUUUCCUUGAAGAUGGCUUCUUCAAGGUCAUCUAAGCAAGUUCAACAACUGAACAAAUCUGUUUGCAAUGUCGAUUCAGGCAUUUCAUCAAGUGCAUUAUUUGAGAGUGCACAUACAUUGCCCAUAAUGAGAAAUUUGAAUGACACCAAUUUCCCAAGUUCUGCUGCCAGUUAUCUUUAUGCCACUGAAUUAUCUGAUAUGGGAAAGAAUGAAAAUCUUAUUGACGGGUGGGAUAUUGUGGAGCAUCCCACUUUUCCUCCCCCUCCAUCACAGGUUGAGGAUGUGGAGCAUUGGACUCGAGCAAUGUUUAUUGAUGCAACAAAGAAAUGA
Messenger RNA from Ilex paraguariensis (yerba mate), 954 nucleotides. Lineage: Eukaryota; Viridiplantae; Streptophyta; Magnoliopsida; Aquifoliales; Aquifoliaceae. The record is from the annotation of a GenBank genome assembly.